UCUUUAGUUUCAUUUGUUAAAUACAAGUUGAGUAUUCUUGAUGAAUCAUGACAAAUCUUGUUUUGUUUUGUAGCAGGAAAUUUGCAGCCAUGGAAGUCACCCAAAAUCUUGGAAUGAAGAAAGAUGAUUCCCCUGAAAUAAUCCCUUCACUGAUUAGAUCUAUAGAUGCUGAUCUACUUGUGGGAUUUGAUGAUGGUCUAGUUUUGAAGCAAAAUGUCUCAGAUUUUGAAUUCAUGGAUUCUGAAGGAAAGAAACUCGAAUUCGGAAGCUCGAAUGUCGAUUUGCAGCACCAUAGAACACCAUCGAUUUCCAUCAGCAUGCCACCGUCUCCGAUGGAGGUCCAUCUGCAGAACACCAAAAGGGUUGCAUUCAGAGAUGAUGUUGAACUUGUUGCCAAGAAUGAACCCACCAGUUCAGCCACCAAAUUCCACUCUCAGCCCAUACCCACCGGCGUUGGUUUCGAGGAAGCUGUUGCCGCCGGGAAAUUCCCAAAUCGGCCGGUGAGAAACCCGAGGAUUGAUAAUCUGCAAGAUGAAAGAUAUAACUCGUUUAAAACAUGGUCAGGUAAACUUGAAAGACAACUCUCGACUUUACGCGGUAAGCCACCAACUGAACUGCCGGUGAAUACUCCCCGGAGCGAAACUUUGCCGGUAGACCGGUAUUUCGAUGCAUUAGAAGGACCUGAGUUGGAUACGCUCAGGCCAUCGGAGGAAAUAAUUCUUCCCGACGACAAAAACUGGCCUUUUCUUCUCCGGUAUCCGAUCUCAUCAUUUGGUGUAUGCCUGGGUGUCAGUAGUCAGGCGAUCAUGUGGAAGAAUUUGGCAUCGACUCCUUCGACGCAUUUCCUUCACGUAAGCCCGAAUGUGAACCUGAUUCUAUGGAUAAUAUCGGUCGUUCUUUUUGCUGUUGUGGCCUCCAUUUAUCUUCUGAAACUGAUCUUAUACUUCGAAGCUGUUCGUCGAGAAUAUUAUCAUCCAAUUCGAGUCAACUUCUUCUUCGCGCCAUGGAUCGCUUUACUGUUCUUGGCCAUCGGAAUUCCGUCGACCGUCGCCACUAAUCUACCGCAUUUUUUGUGGUAUGUUCUUAUGACACCUUUCUUCAUCUUGGAGCUCAAGAUUUACGGACAGUGGAUGUCCGGCGGACAACGGAGGUUGUCGAAGGUGGCCAAUCCGUCUAACCAUUUAUCUGUCGUCGGAAACUUCGUCGGAGCUUUGUUGGGUGCGUCAAUGGGGUUAAAAGAAGGGCCGAUCUUCUUCUUUGCGGUGGGAAUGGCUCAUUAUACAGUUUUGUUUGUGACUUUGUAUCAGAGACUUCCCACCAAUGAAACUCUGCCGAAAGAGCUUCAUCCUGUUUUCUUUCUGUUUGUUGCUGCUCCAAGUGUUGCUUCAAUGGCGUGGGCAAAUAUUAAUGGAUCAUUCGAUUAUGGGUCUCGACUUGCUUAUUUCAUCGCCAUGUUCCUCUAUUUCUCACUGGCGGUACGAGUGAACUUCUUUAGAGGAUUCAGGUUCUCGUUGGCAUGGUGGGCAUAUACUUUUCCGAUGACCGGAGCUGCAAUCGCAACGAUCAGAUACUCGAGCGAAGUGUCAAACGUCGUGACUAAAUCUUUGUUGGUUACUCUCACGGUGAUUGCAACCCUGACAGUGACCGGCCUACUCGUAACCACGAUUUUGCAUGCUUUUGUGUUGAGAGAUCUGUUUCCAAACGACAUUGCGAUCGCCAUCAGUGACCGGAAACCGAAAACUGUUCGGAAAUGGUUUCAUCGGAGGGCCGGCAGCUACGAGAAAGAUAUCGAACAUUACCUUAAAUUUGUGACCUCCGAUGAGAAAGAUGUGGAAGUUUCUGUGCAGGGAAACGGCACUAAAGAUAUUGAAAGCCAAACAACAUUGCCAGCUUGAAAUGGGUCGAGGUUUCAGUGAUCAGACAAUGGAGGGACUUAGAGGUUCUGAUGAUGUUGGACGUUGACUUUUUUUUAAUGUGUGAAAGGAACAUGUAGGAUGGUGUUGAGUUGUAAAUUUGGUGAACAAUAAAUAUUAUGAUAUUUUAUGUC
Cynara cardunculus var. scolymus (artichoke) is the source of this 2047-nucleotide messenger RNA. Its product is annotated as S-type anion channel SLAH2-like. Gene Ontology annotation, cellular component: membrane. Gene Ontology annotation, molecular function: voltage-gated monoatomic anion channel activity. The transcript is spliced from 4 exons. Lineage: Eukaryota; Viridiplantae; Streptophyta; Magnoliopsida; Asterales; Asteraceae. Gene Ontology annotation, biological process: transmembrane transport; intracellular monoatomic ion homeostasis. Bases 48 to 1895 code for a protein of 615 amino acids. The record is from RefSeq and is a predicted model, not a curated record.